Drosophila ananassae is the source of this 846-nucleotide messenger RNA. RefSeq names its product huntingtin-interacting protein K. The coding region runs from base 328 to 702 and encodes 124 amino acids. Gene Ontology annotation, biological process: protein stabilization; negative regulation of apoptotic process. Lineage: Eukaryota; Metazoa; Arthropoda; Insecta; Diptera; Drosophilidae. The transcript has 4 exons. The record is from RefSeq and is a predicted model, not a curated record.
GUAUACAGACGCCUAAGCAUUAUGUGUUGAAAAAUUCUAAAAUUUAAAAAUGACAAUAUUUCUGACUGUUCUUAUGGUUUUAUUAUUUUUGUGGUUGUAAAAUAAACAUUUGCAAUGUAAAUGUGCGAAAAUUGCUCACAGCAUAUUUGAAACAACCCGCCAAAUUUUAUCGAAGUGGCAACGUUAUCUAACUCAUAUAGCCGGACUGUUGAUAGAGUCAAUAGUAGUGGCAACGCUUAUGCUAGAAAAAUAUAAGAAUCGCACGAGGUGCCGAUUAUAAACUAAAUAUUUCGUAUAAAUUAAAUAAAAAGAUCUAAAAUUGUAAAAAUGGCUGAUGCAGAACACGAGGUCAACGGCACUGAAGUGGAGGAUGACGAGCAGGACAACAGUCAAAAGAAGUCUGAUGUGAAAAGACACGACGGCGGUGCGGCAGAUCUGGAAAGAGUUACGGACUAUGCCGAAGAAAAAGAAAUAUCCGCUGCCAAUAUUUCCAGCGCCGUAGAGCAAUUUGGAAACCAGCGCAAUAAAGAGAAUGAACUGCGAGUGGCCAAGGAAAAAGAGCUACAAAAAGUCCAAGUCAAGAAGGAGGAUAUAGAGUUGAUUAUGAACGAAUUGCUGGUCAGCAAGGCGCAAGCCGAGAAAGUUCUGCGGGAGCAGAGUGGUGACGUGGUGGCUGCCCUGGAAGCCAUCAUCAGCAACUAAGUUACUCCCGGGAUCCUGGCGUCUUGGCCAACCGCUCGUCUGACUUUUUACGUAGCAUAACAACACUGCUUUAUUUGUACAUUUAUAAACUCUAGCGAAGAAGAAGAAAACCCAACAAAAAAUUAAAAAAUCCAAAAAAACCAA